UUUACAUUGAUCUAGACGGACAAUUCAAUAUUACCAAACUGGUUAAAAUCAUUAAGCGUUUAAUUAAGAAUGCUGAUGAUGAUUUAGUGAAGUCCUGUCUAAAUAAAUUAACAUUGAUCAAUUGCUAUGAUAGUCCAACUUUAUAGUGUUUCUGCAAACUAUUGGCAAGAUACAGUGUCUGGCGGUGAAAAGUAUAUAGAUACAUAUGUAGAGAAAAUGAUAUCAUCAUUGAAAAUUUGUUUGGAAGAUUUUAAAGUACCUAUUAUGUUUUCUAGACAAAGUUAUUUUCAGUCUAAACAAGAUGAUUCAUUAUUAGAUUGUGUAAAUCGUAGAAUUGUGUUCAAAAGGUUGAGUUCUGAUUUUUGUGCAACUAUAACAAGAAAAAAUGUAAACCUUUGUUAUAAAUUCAAUAUUAAUGAACAGGGAAUUAACGAGUUUAAUUUACAAGUGUAGCUAAACAUUAUAUAGUAUAUACAUACAUUUCAACAUUAUUGUAAAUUAUUAUUUAAAUUUCUAUGUUAAGUAAUCAUAAAAUUAUUGAA
Messenger RNA from Myzus persicae (green peach aphid), 542 nucleotides. RefSeq lists its product as uncharacterized. The coding region runs from base 127 to 453 and encodes 108 amino acids. The record is from RefSeq and is a predicted model, not a curated record. NCBI's taxonomy places the organism in Eukaryota, Metazoa, Arthropoda, Insecta, Hemiptera, Aphididae. The transcript is spliced from 2 exons.